AAAAUAUAGGCUUCCCUGUGUCUACUUUACUAUUGCAGUGCUGAUUAUGAUAAUUUUUUCUGGUCUGUAUGCCGAUCAAUCGACCAUCAUUGUAACAACGAAUGGAGAAAAUAUUGCUACGGACUAUGGCAAAUCUAUAACAUUAACCUGUGACGUUAGUGUAAUCUGUAUGUGUUUUGUGAAGUCAAUUGAAUGGUACAAAGGCAAGAACAAAAUUAAAUGCUGUCGAGAUAAUACAACAAAAUAUGAAUUUGACAAGAAUCAUCUAGAGUUGACCAUUAAAGAUGUAGACAAAAAUGAUUUAGGAGAUUAUACAUGUGUUCUUGAUACCAUAUUUUUUACGUAUACAAGUAAAGAUAUCGAAGUAGUUUAUGCAUUACCUAAGAUAGUUGUAACAACGCAGCUUAUUGAAAUACUAAAAAAUGGUGAAAGCAUCGAAUUAUCUUGUAACAUAUCAUCGCGAUAUAAAACUAUUUCCGUCAAUUGGUUCAAAGGAUCAGAUAAAAUCAUUGAAAAUAGGAAGAAAUACCAAUUAAAGGGUAACAAUCAAAACAUACUUUGUAUUCAUGACGUCAAAGUUUGCGACAGUGGCACUUACAAAUGUAGAGUAGAUAAUGAAAAAGGUCGAAAUGAAAGUGAAGGAAUAACGGUAGUAUACUCCAUAUCUGAUCAGAAAACAAAUCUACAAGUUGCUUAA
Molecule: messenger RNA, 697 nt
Organism: Mytilus trossulus (common blue mussel)
Lineage: Eukaryota; Metazoa; Mollusca; Bivalvia; Mytilida; Mytilidae
Product: cell adhesion molecule 2-like
Exons: 5
Coding region: 47-697 (216 amino acids)
Biological process (GO): homophilic cell-cell adhesion
Cellular component (GO): plasma membrane
Source: RefSeq, a predicted model, not a curated record